AUGUAUAUCUUUUCUAAGUCUCUGCCUGGGGUUCGAGAGAGUAACUGCUCCUGUUGUCAUUACAGAAUACCAAAAAUCUGUGUUCCAACAAAAACAAAACGACAAUGUGAUAGUUUGAAAGUUCCAGAAACAUGUGUCCCUCUGCCAAUGACAGCAAAAGGAGAUUUUGGAACAGUCACGAGUGUUGACAAUUCCAAUCUGUCAACAUCACUAGGGGAAAUUAGUCCCCAACCCGAUGGUGUUGGUGACUGGCCAGAGCCUGAAUUAGACAUCGAAGCUCAAGGUGAGGAGGAUGUGAUACUAAGUGAUGAAGAUGAUGACGGGCAGUACAAAAUUGUCAUUGACGACACCCUCAGUACCGACAGUGGAACACCAGAACCGCAACAUGAUGAUGUCAAAAUAGAAGUAAACCCUAGCUUGGGAGAUGACAAUCCUUAUCAAGUACACCAGUCAUUCUCAGCUACACAGACAACGGCCAGCGUCACUGAAGACAUGUCCAGUUAUGAUCAUACAUCAUGUUGUCAUAACUUGUCUUCUGUGAAAGACACACAACACAUUGCACAAGGUUCAAAGCUGACAAGUUUUCAGAACAUGGACAUAAAAAUUAAACGAAAGCCAUCUAAUGAAUGCAGUGGACAGUUUACAUACUCCAUGUCCAGUCUGGAGCUUGAGAGCCAGCUAGUAGACCAGGCCAUUGAUAACCUGCUGACCCUGCCACAGGUGUUCGCAGAGGUGGUGGAGAGCAAGAAAAGUCAAGGUGCAGCAAUACAGCUUCAGCAACUAAAACUUGUAGCAUUACAGAAAGAAUUUGAAGAAGCUGAGAAGGAGAUGAAAGCCUUGAGGGAUGAGAUUUCUGGUGUAUCUCAUGAUGUCAUUCACACUCAUCAGUCGGUCAUUGAGAGCACUAAACAAUGUGAUGCAUUGCAGCAAGAUAUAACCAGCUAUUUAUCAAUAUGUGAGGACGUACAGCGAACAGUUUUUUACAAACAAGAAGAGUAUGACCUUGAGAAAAGCAAGAUUGAAAGUUACCAACAAAAAAUUGCCGCCUAUGUACAUAUGGUAGUUGAGCAAGAAAACCAAAGUGACACAAUGAUUGAACUUCGAAAUCUGACAGAGGACAUGGAAAUUUUACGCAACAAAAAAAGAGACAAUGAAUUGAACAAAGAGGAAUUUUUGAAAUUAAUGGACAGAACAUCUGAGAAGCAGGUCACAGAUCAAUUGAUGUGUCUGGAUGAAGAAAUGGAAACACAAAGGAAGACAGCUGAGGAAAAAACUAAACUGAUUGAAGAUCUACAGGAGAAGCAAAGACUUUUGGAGCAGUCUAUUCUUGUUUUGCAUAAACGAAACGCCGCACAGCUGACCCGGCUAAGGAGACAAAUGAAGGAAGUUCAUAUUAGGAGACGGCGCUGGAAUGACCAGAUCUCACAACUUGAAAAUGUUGUAUGUAACCUCAAACAGCAGCUCCAGAAAUAG
This is a messenger RNA of Ylistrum balloti, 1473 nucleotides long. RefSeq lists its product as uncharacterized. The transcript is spliced from 9 exons. The record is from RefSeq and is a predicted model, not a curated record. NCBI's taxonomy places the organism in Eukaryota, Metazoa, Mollusca, Bivalvia, Pectinida, Pectinidae. Bases 1 to 1473 code for a protein of 490 amino acids.